CCAACGGCACGCGGCGGCGCACUACUACGGUGCAAUCCAUCACCCCACUCUUUGCCUCCCUCCCCACGCCACCACCUACCUUCCUUUUCUUUUACUUUACACCAGUCCAGUCAACUCUUGUGACACACACCAACAUUCCUCCUUCUUCCAUCAUCCUACAUCAUCACUAGGCACCCCACCGACAUCUACCCCCAAUCACAUCAACCUCCCCCCCACGCUCUCUCACAACAACCCAUCGCACAACACUCCCCCCCCCCCCAACUCCCCUGCGGCAAUGGCCGCCCACGACCCAAACCCCAACCCUUCCGACGUGUCGCCUCCCGCGACCUUCACCACCCUCACCGGGACCAGCAGCAAGGAGAAGGCCGACGACAUUGAGCUCGGCCCCGUCCACUCCGACUCUCAGCUCAACGUCCCCGACGUAGUCCACUCGCGAUCGCGCUCCACUGCUGCCUCGUCGCUCGACAAUGACGACAAGGUCCCCUCGCCCCCAGCGGCACCCAGCACCACGGUGACGGCCGCCACCGGGUCCGAGAAGAAGAAGAAGCGCUUCGCGUUUGGCAAGAAGAGGGCCGAGGACAAGGACGGCAAGGAAGCCAAGGACGACAACAUCCCCAAGCCCGUCGGCUUCUUCCGCCUCUUCCGCUUCGCCACAAAGUUUGAGCUCACGCUCAACUUUAUUGGUCUCGUGCUGGCCGCCGCUGCCGGCGCGACUCAGCCCCUCAUGACCCUUAUCUUCGGUCGUCUGACCACGGCGUUCAACGUCUUCGCCGUCGUCCUGCUCACGAUUGAGAAGGAGGGUAUGACCCCCGCCAAUGCCGCUCGCCUCGCCGAUGCUAAGAAGACGCUCAAGAAAGAUGCUGGCGACAAUGCCCUCUACCUUAUGGCUAUUGGUCUCGGUCUCUUUGUCUGCACCUACGCCUACAUGCUCAUCUGGAACUGGACGUCCGAGAAGCAGUCCAAGCGUAUGCGCGAGGUCUAUCUCCGCUCUGUCCUCCGUCAAGAGAUUGCCUACUUUGACGAUCUUGGCCCCGGCGAAAUCGCAACGCGAAUCCAGUCAGACUGCCACUUGGUGCAGGUGUCCAUCAGUGAGAAGAUCCCCAUCGCCCUCUCGUUCUUGGCGACCUUUAUCACUGGUUUCGCUCUUGCGUACGCCCGUUCGCCUCGCCUCGCCGGCGCCCUGACGUCGAUCCUCCCCGUGAUCAUCAUCACCGGCAGUAUGAUGUUCAUCACGAUGACCAAAUUCACGACUAAGUCGCUUUCUCAUGUGGGCAAGGCGGGAACCCUUGCCGAGGAGGUCGUCUCGUCCAUCCGUACCGUUCAUGCCUUUGGCACCGGUCAGACUCUUGGUGACCGCUUCGACGAGGAGAUUGAGCUCAGCCGCAAGGCUGGCAUCAAGGGCUCUGCCAUUGAGGGAACAGGUCUUUCGGUGAUGUUCUUCUCCAUCUACGCCGCCUACGCGCUUGCCUUCGUUUACGGUGGUGUGCUCGUUGCCCAGGGCAAGGCCGAUGUUGGUAUCGUCAUCAACGUCUUCAUGGCCAUUCUUAUCGGUUCAUUCUCCAUGGCCAUGAUCAGCCCCGAGCUCCAGGCAGUGUCAAAGGGCCAGGCCGCCGCUGCCAAGCUCUUCGAGACCAUCGACCGCGUCCCUGCUAUUGACUCUGCCGACCCGAGCGGUCUGAAGCCCGACCAGGUCGAGGGUUCCCUUGCCUUCAAGGAUGUCGUCUUCCACUACCCAUCGCGCCCGAAUGUGCCCAUCCUCAAGGGCCUGACCGUCAACUUUGAGGCUGGCAAGACCAUUGCCCUCGUCGGUGCUUCAGGUAGUGGCAAGUCGACUGUGAUCCAGCUCCUCGAACGCUUCUACGACCCUAUCUCUGGCUCUGUUUCUCUUGAUGGUCGCAACAUCAAGGAGCUCAACCUCAAGUGGUACCGUCGCCAGAUCGGUCUCGUGUCCCAAGAGCCCACUCUAUUUGCCACUACUGUCCGCGGAAACGUCGAGCACGGUCUGAUUGGUUCCAAAUGGGAGAACGCCUCCGACGCUGAGCGCUUUGAGCUCGUCAAGAAGGCCUGCAUCAACGCCAACGCCGACAGCUUCAUCAGCAAGCUCCCCGAAGGCUACGACACUAUUGUUGGUGAGCGCGGAAUGCUCUUGUCCGGUGGUCAGAAGCAGCGUAUCGCCAUCGCCCGUGCCAUCGUCUCCGACCCCCGCAUCCUUCUCCUCGACGAGGCCACCUCGGCUCUGGACGGCCUGUCCGAGCGUGUCGUCCAGGAUGCUCUUGACAAGGCUUCCAUCGGCCGUACCACUGUCGUCAUUGCCCACCGUCUCGCUACCAUCAAGGACGCUGACCGCAUUCUCGUCAUGGGCGAGGGCGAGAUUAUCGAAGAGGGCACCCACUACUCGCUCCUUGCUGACGAGAACGGCGCCUAUGCCAAGCUGGUCUCCAACCAAAAGCUCUCGCAGCAGGCGGCUGACCAUCUCCCCGCCGAUGUCGAGGCCGUUGACGACGACGAGGUCUUCGUGCCUGGCCCGGCUUCGCCGCUGGCCUCGCCCAGAGACGAGAAGCAGCUCAAGCUUACUCGCUCCAUUACCGGUCGCUCCAUCGCUUCGCAGAUCCUUGAACAGCAGCGCCUCAAGCGGGAAGAGAUUGACAAGCGUCGCGAUAAGAUCCCCUUCAUGAAGCUGUUCAUUCGACUCCUCAAGCUCAACCGCGAGUACUGGGUCGCAUAUGUCCUUGGUACCCUUGGCGCCAUUGCCUCUGGUCUCGUCUACCCGGCUCUCGCGAUCCUCUUCGGAAAGAUCAUCAACGACUUCACCAUUCAGGACCCCCAGGAGCUCAAGCGGUCCCUCAACCACAAGGCGCUCUUUUACUUCAUUGUUGCCAUCAUCGCCGCCAUUGUCAUCUGGUUCCAGAACACUUGCUUCUCGCGUACCGGCUGGGAACUCUCCGCCAAGCUCCGCAAGCAGUCGUUCCGUGCCGUCAUGCGCCAUGACAUUGAAUGGUUUGACGACGAAAAGCACACAACUGGUGGUAUCACGUCCAACCUUGCCGACCACCCCCAGAAGGUUCAGGGCCUCUUUGGUGUCACCCUCGGCUCGAUUAUCCAGUCGUGUGCCACGCUCCUCGGCGGUAUUAUUAUCGGUCUCUGCUACGGCCCUCUCCUGGCUCUCAUCGCCAUCGCCUGUAUCCCACUUGUCAUUUCAUCGGGCUACAUCCGUCUCCGUGUCGUCGUGCAGAAGGAGGCCAAGACCAAGAAGUGGCAUGCUGCCAGCGCUCAGCUUGCCUCCGAGGCCGCUGGUGCUGUCCGCACCGUCGCAUCCCUCACCCGCGAGGACGACAUCGACCGCAUCUACUCCAAGUCGCUCGAGACGCCCAUGAAAAUCUCGAACAAGACCGCCAUUUGGUCUCAGAUGCUCUACGCUGCGUCGCAGGGUAUCUCGUUCCUCGUCAUUGCGCUUGUCUUUUACGUCGGUGCCCUCUGGCUGAUUGACGGCCGCUACAACCAGGCGACCUUCUUCACCACUCUUACCGCUGUUCUCUUCGCGGCCAUUCAGGCCGGUAACGUCUUCACCUUUGUUCCCGACGCCUCGCAGGCCAACUCGGCGUCUCGAUCCAUCUUUGAGCUUCUGGACGACGACACCGAGAUCGACGCCCUCUCGCCCGACGGCAUCAUCCUCGACCCGUCCAAGGUUGUCGGCAAUGUUCGUCUCCACAACAUCCACUUCCGCUACCCCUCCCGCCCUAGUGUUCGUGUCCUUCGCAACCUCACCGUGGACAUCCCCGCCGGCAAGUAUGUCGCCCUCGUUGGUCCCUCGGGUUGCGGCAAGUCGACUACCGUCCAGAUGCUGGAGCGCUUCUACGACCCACAGUCGGGCUCUGUCACCCUCGAUGGCACCGACAUCCGCGAGAUCAACGUCGCCUCAUACCGUUCGCAGCUUGCCCUUGUGUCGCAGGAACCCACGCUGUAUGCCGGCUCGAUCCGCUUCAACAUCCUCCUCGGUGCCGCGAAGCCCCAGGAGGAAGUCACCGAAGAUGAGCUGAUCGCUGCGUGCAAGGACGCCAACAUUUACGACUUCAUCAUGUCUCUUCCUGACGGCUUUGACACGGAUGUCGGAGGCAAGGGCUCGCAGCUGUCUGGAGGCCAGAAGCAGCGUAUCGCCAUUGCGCGUGCUCUGAUCCGCAACCCCAAGGUGCUCCUGCUCGACGAGGCCACCGCUGCGCUCGACUCGACCUCGGAGCGUGUCGUGCAGGCUGCCCUCGACAACGCCUCCAAGGGCCGCACUGUCGUUGCGAUUGCGCAUCGUCUCUCGACCAUUCAAAACGCCGACAUCAUCUACUUCAUCUCUGAUGGAGCCGUCCUCGAGAAGGGCACACAUUCCGAGCUCAUCGCCAAGGGUGGCGCCUACGCCGAGCUGGUUCACAUGCAGAACCUUAGCCGUAUCCAAUAGAGGGGAUCAAGAGCUGCGGCCGAGCCUGGGCGGCCGCGGCGAGUACAGGUAUUUUAAUCAUAGCAGUUUUGUACGUUAGCAUAUCAACCACUCACUUAUACUCCCUCCCUCCACUCCGAACACUCUCUCCUCCAACCCACACAUCUCCCUUUUCUUUUUGCUCCACACUGCAGUACAGCAUGGUAGUCGCCGAAUGUAUGUCGUCGAUGCGCG
Vanrija pseudolonga is the source of this 4657-nucleotide messenger RNA. Its product is annotated as Sophorolipid transporter. Gene Ontology annotation, molecular function: ATP hydrolysis activity; ABC-type transporter activity; ATP binding. Bases 275 to 4444 code for a protein of 1389 amino acids. The record is from RefSeq and is a predicted model, not a curated record. Gene Ontology annotation, biological process: transmembrane transport. The transcript is spliced from 2 exons. Lineage: Eukaryota; Fungi; Basidiomycota; Tremellomycetes; Trichosporonales; Trichosporonaceae. Gene Ontology annotation, cellular component: membrane.